GACUGGAUCUAGUACGAGAUAUAUAAGCCUAAGUCCUGCGAGAGAAAUUAAACACCCUCCAGCUCUCCUUCUUCCUUUGGCUCGACAAAGGAAUUUAUUACAACAACAACAAAUAAAUUUAGCUUAUUUUAUCCUUGCAUCACAUAGACAAGAAGAGCCAUCAAAAUCUCUGUAAUUUGCUAAAAUGGAUCUUAACCAGCCUCCUGGAGAGAAUUAUGCCAAUCCAAGAACAUGUUUCUUUCACGUUCUCUUCAAGGCUGCAGCUUUGGCAUUUUACAUACUUUCAGCCUUGUUUAUUAAUAAUUUCGUAAUCCUUUUCGUGGUGACUGUUUUUCUUGCUGCUCUUGAUUUUUGGGUAGUUAAAAAUGUAAGUGGUCGUAUUUUAGUUGGUCUUAGAUGGUGGAAUGAAAUUAAUGAUCUUGGUGAGAGCGUCUGGAAAUUUGAAUCACUUGACCAAGAGUCAAUGGCCCGUCUGAACAAGAAAGAUUCAUGGCUAUUCUGGUGGACUCUUUACCUAACGGCCGUUGCGUGGAUUGUGCUUGGAAUUUUCUCCCUAAUAAGGUUCCAAGCAGAUUACUGCCUCAUUAUUGGAGUUUGCUUGACUCUCAGCGUUGCCAACAUCAUUGGCUUCACUAAAUGCAAAAAAGAUGCUAAGAAGCAGUUUCAGCAGUUUGCAUCCCAGACUAUUGCAAACCGGUUCUCAUCAACUAUUCAGUCAGCAUUCAGUGUUGUCUGAGUCGGUUAGGGAAGAUGGGCAUAAAAUGGAAGAUUGUGCAGAGGAGGUGGCGUAAGAGACAUUGACAAAGUGGCGGGGGGCACUAUACAAAUUGGCGGUGUUGAGCUGGCUUGUUCCUUAAAAACUGCUCCAGUAGGAUACACGAUUAGAUGUUUUUGUAUGACCUUCUCCACAUCUAAUUCUCUUGUGCAACUCUCUUAUCACCAAAAGUAAUAGUACAAGAACGACCUCUCCCUCUCUCUCUUUUUCUUUUUCAUAUCUUAAGGUAUUAUGUUUCUUAA
Ricinus communis (castor bean) is the source of this 1017-nucleotide messenger RNA. RefSeq names its product Golgi apparatus membrane protein-like protein ECHIDNA. Gene Ontology annotation, biological process: protein secretion; vesicle-mediated transport. The transcript is spliced from 6 exons. Lineage: Eukaryota; Viridiplantae; Streptophyta; Magnoliopsida; Malpighiales; Euphorbiaceae. Gene Ontology annotation, cellular component: Golgi membrane. Bases 185 to 736 code for a protein of 183 amino acids. The record is from RefSeq and is a predicted model, not a curated record.